Tuber aestivum (summer truffle) is the source of this 1237-nucleotide messenger RNA. The record is from the annotation of a GenBank genome assembly. Lineage: Eukaryota; Fungi; Ascomycota; Pezizomycetes; Pezizales; Tuberaceae.
AUGUCGGAUCUACCAAGCUUAAGUUCUUUCCAAAGCGACAAACCGCUUCUGGACCACCUAACCAGUAAUUCCUCUCCUCUAGUUGUCAUCCCUUGCACUUACUGGGAAAGGCCAUGCGGCUAACAAUAGACAGUCGACCUCAUCCUCGCAAUUCUCAACCAUACCUUCCUCAACCCCAUUUUCACCUGGUUAAUCCCUCUAACCUACCGUGCUCAAACUUUCCAAUACCACCAUCCACCACUCUACCUGUCUAUCGCCUACGCUGCCUUUGUAACGGUCCUGUGGAUAGCAAAGCAGGUCAACCGCCGUCUAGCCUAUGGCGCGAAACGCGAAUUUGACUGGAUGGAGGAAGUGGUAGUCAUCACCGGCGGUGCCAGUGGUCUAGGACUCUUGAUUGCGGAGGUAUACGGUAUGAGGGGCGUUACGGUUGCGGUGCUCGACGUGAGAGAGCCGGAGGGUGGCGAAGCGCGGAAUGUAGAGUUUUAUAAGUGUGACGUUGGCGACAGGAAGCAGGUUGAGGCUGUUGCUAAGGAUAUUGAGAGGGACUUGGGAACACCGACGGUACUGAUCAAUAAUGCUGCGAUUGUCAAUGGAAAGAAGAUUUUGGAUCUUUCGGCGGAAGAGAUCGAGACGUAUAUUCCCCCUCCAGCUUUCCCCGUUCUAAAGCUCGCUAUCGGACAGCGGUGGUGUUCGAUAGAUAACUAAUGCGUUACCAACGUCCAGGAACUUCAAAACGAACCUUUUCUCAUCAUUCUACACAAUCAAGCAAUUCCUCCCAGGCAUGCUAAAGCUAAAUCGCGGCUCAAUUAUCACAAUCUCAUCGGUCCUCUCUUCAAUCGCCCCAGCCCAACUCUCGGAUUACGCCGCUUCUAAGGCAGCCCUAAAAUCUCUCCACUCCUCCCUCACCGCCGAACUCGCCGGCCAACCGGGAGUCAAGACGCUCCUCGUCACUCCCGGGCAACUCUCGACCCCCCUAUUUUACGGCAUUAAGACUCCCAAUAACUUCCUCGCACCGGUGUUAGAGCCCGUUGACGUUGCCAAGGAGAUUAUCGCCGCAAUUGAUGGAGGAUUGGGUGGACAUAUUUCCAUGCCCGUAUACUCGAGGUGGAUCGGGGUCAUGGAGGUUUUGCCAGUUAGUAUUCAGAAGCUCCUGAGGUGGGCUAGCGGUGUGGAUAGGGCAAUGGCGGGGUUCAGGGGGCGGAAGGCAUUGGAUCAGGAGGGGAACAGGACUUGGUAG